Messenger RNA from Exophiala aquamarina CBS 119918, 927 nucleotides. Its product is annotated as oxidoreductase. The transcript is spliced from 3 exons. Gene Ontology annotation, molecular function: oxidoreductase activity. The coding region runs from base 1 to 927 and encodes 308 amino acids. The record is from RefSeq and is a predicted model, not a curated record. NCBI's taxonomy places the organism in Eukaryota, Fungi, Ascomycota, Eurotiomycetes, Chaetothyriales, Herpotrichiellaceae.
AUGGACACAGCAAAGAAUAAACUCAAACAAGCCACAAGCUCGGAGUCGCCCUUCGCAGCUGGCUUCAAGGUCCCAAUAACGCACCAAGAUCCUCCUGGGAAACAAGGCGAUCUCCCUAUAGAGCCCAUCAACACCCAGGUCCCGACCGAAGAUGGUGGACUCCAGGAGUACAAAGCAGCCGGGAAACUACAAGACAAGAAGGCUCUCAUAACUGGCGGUGAUAGCGGCAUUGGAAGAGCAAUUGCCCUAUUGUACGCGAUGGAAGGAGCGGACAGCAUGAUAGCAUAUCUGCCAGAAGAGGAGGAAGAUGCCCAAGAAACCAAGCGUCAGGUGGAGAAGUUUGGCCGGACGUGUCAUUUGAUCAGUACAGAUCUAAGAGAGUUCGAAAACUGCAAAAGGGUUGCCGAUGCCGCCCUGGAGAAGCUGGGCCGGGUGAACAUCCUGGUCAAUAAUGCUGCUUUUCAAAUGGUGCAACAAGACAUCACGGACAUCGCCAAUGAUCAAUGGAUCAAAACAUUUGACACAAAUAUCCAUCCCUUUUUCUACCUCUCGAAGCUUCUCAUUCCUCAUAUGAAGAGAGGCGACACAAUUAUCAAUUGCGCAUCGAUCAAUGCCUACAUUGGCCGCCCAGACCUGCUGGAUUACACUUCAACGAAAGGAGCAAUCGUAUCAUUUACUCGUGGACUGGCCAACCAGCAGAUGAGCAAGGGUAUUCGGGUCAAUGCAGUAUGUCCAGGGCCGGUGUGGACACCGUUGAUUCCUAGUACAAUGGGCAGUUCUGCACAAGAUCAGUUUACCUCUCCUAUGGGCCGACCUGCUCAGCCAAGCGAGAUUGCAACAUGCUUUGUGUUCCUUGCUAGUGCGGACAGCAGCAUGAUAUCCGGACAGAGCCUUCACCCCAAUGGAGGUGUCAUUGUCAAUGGUUGA